AUGAGCUCACUACCUGAGAUGCGCGACCUGCCGUUUGUGCGGCUCCCGGAGCCAUAUAAAACAAAAUAUGAGCUUUACCAAGCUUCCUCCGGACCCAAUUGGAAAAUUUUUCAGCUUAGAUUGUCAACAGAUCAAAACAAUGGAGCCACAAACCCCCCGGACCCUCUUCACAAUGACAUGCUAUAUUUCAGCGAGUUGAUUCCGAGCCCCGAGUCUACCUUACCAGCUCAAUCAGACAACACCGCCUGGGCGCGAGCAUGUCGCAAUCUAGUCUCAUUCGUGACUUGGGAUGGAGAUUUCGCACCGACUGUCGGUCAAAUAUGGAUGAUGGUUUAUGCGAUCUUAUCCAUGAGACCAUCGGAAGAGUCCUUCCGACUAUCCUUGUCGGGAGCGCAGAAAGAUCUCCUGUACGCAGAAAUCAACGCGACUGGGCUUUCCACCAAAUUUCCCAAUUCAACUCAGUCGCAGCCUUCGAACAGAAUUAACGAUAUUUUGGUCUCAAGGGCUGCCUUCUGGCAAGGCGCCGGCUCUCCACUAGGGACACGGCCCGCCUGGCUUGCUACUCCGCAGGCAAGCUGUGCUAGAAUACAGACAUCCCAAUAUCCAGCGUUCCCUCUACAGUACACUUUGACCUCGCAACUCAACGAUCGCCCUGUCCAUGCACUACAUCCUGUCCGUCCGGCAAAGCCUGCCCGUGGUGCACCAAUAUAUAGUAGGUACAUUCCGCACUUGGAUGAGUUUUUCGCCAUGGAUCAUCUCGACUACACGAAUGAGACGCAUCUCGAGUUGUUCCAUAAAUGGCAGAAUGACCCUCGAGUCGCUGUCAACUGGAAAGAGACCGGCACGCUGGACGAACAUCGCGAGUAUUUGCGAAAGAUUGAUGAGGACCCGCACCAAAUGGCUGUAUUGGCACGGUUUGACGAUACAUAUUUCGCCUAUUUCGAAAUCUAUUGGGCCAAGGAGGACCACAUGGGUACAUAUUACCCGGCCCUCGAUUGGGAUCGUGGCCGGCAUUCAUUGGUUGGUGAUGCGCGAUUCCGUGGACCGCAUCGGGCAAUGGCGUGGUGGACCAGCCUCAUCCAUUACAUUUUCCUCGACGAACCCCGCACUGUUUGUGUUGUGGGCGAGCCCAAUGCAGCUAAUGGACCGGUGUUGGGAUACGAUGCUGCACACGGGUUUCAUGUUCACAAGUGGGGAGACCUACCCCAUAAGAGGUCAGCGAUGGUGAGGUGUGAGCGGGUGAGGUUUUUCGAAGUGGUUAAUUUUGGCAGUGUAACCAGCAAUGGGACGGCGAAGCAGCAUACAAGCAAAUUGUAA
Molecule: messenger RNA, 1317 nt
Organism: Paracoccidioides brasiliensis Pb18
Exons: 2
Coding region: 1-1317 (438 amino acids)
Biological process (GO): siderophore biosynthetic process
Source: RefSeq, a predicted model, not a curated record